UCAUUUUUGAUGUUAAGCGUAUCUUAGCUUUAAAGAUUAAUUCAAUAUUGUUAUUGUAUAUUCAAAAUGUCUGGUAAAAUCCAACCUAUUCUAAAGUUUACUAGACUCAGUGAAAAUGCUUUUCAACCAGUCAGAGGCUCUGAAAAAGCAGCUGGGAUCGAUUUAAUGAGUGCAUAUGAUUACACUGUUCCUGCUCGAGGCAAAGAAUUAGUGAAAACUGACCUACAAAUAGAACUACCGCCUGGGUGUUAUGGUAGAGUAGCACCUCGAUCUGGUUUAGCUCUGAAGAAUUUCAUUGAUGUUGGUGCCGGUGUUAUUGAUGAGGACUAUAGAGGUAAUGUUGGAGUUGUUCUUUUUAAUCACUCGGACACAGAUUUUAGUGUGAAAAAAGGAGACAGAAUUGCACAGCUUAUUUGUGAGAAGAUCUACUAUCCUGUGUUACAAGAAGUUGCUAAUUUGUCUGUAACUCAAAGGGGUGAUGGUGGAUUUGGCUCCACUGGAAAAAAAUAGAAAAUAGAAAGCAUUAAGAAAUACUUCAAUUUUGUUCAUAUUUUUUUUAUCUAUUCUAUAAGCAAUUUAUAAACUUAUGUAAACUUUAAUUUCUUAAAAGUGUACGAAAAACAGUCUAAACUAAUUUUUAGAAACAUUUUCAAUUUCAGUUGCAUUUUAUAGCUAUCUAUCAAUGAUAUUUCUACUUAAUGUUUCAUCACCAAAUAAAUGAACUGAAAUUUUUACAGAA
Molecule: messenger RNA, 739 nt
Organism: Bombyx mori (domestic silkworm)
Lineage: Eukaryota; Metazoa; Arthropoda; Insecta; Lepidoptera; Bombycidae
Gene: dUTPase
Product: deoxyuridine 5'-triphosphate nucleotidohydrolase
Exons: 3
Coding region: 67-510 (147 amino acids)
Biological process (GO): dUMP biosynthetic process; dUTP catabolic process
Molecular function (GO): dUTP diphosphatase activity; magnesium ion binding
Source: RefSeq, a predicted model, not a curated record